Molecule: messenger RNA, 2855 nt
Organism: Drosophila serrata
Lineage: Eukaryota; Metazoa; Arthropoda; Insecta; Diptera; Drosophilidae
Gene: sprt
Product: PDZ domain-containing protein sprite
Molecular function (GO): protein binding
Source: RefSeq, a predicted model, not a curated record
GAUCGGGUGUGCCGUGUCCAUAUAUACAUAUGUAUAUAUCGCUAUAUCUUUUUAUUCAAAUAAAUAUCCCCCUGCAAUUUCGUGAUUCGUUCUGUGCGCCUGCGCGACGACGAACCUUCUUGCAUUUGGAACCUGCAUUCGUGUGUUGAUUUGUUUACCUUUCCCAAGUGGCGAUAGAGUAAAUUUCCUGUAGCCUCCAUAAACAAAAAGGAAAUGCGCAGAGGAAGUGAGCAUAAUUAAACGGAAAUAAUCAAUGGAAAUGAAUUUAACAAAAAUUAAAUAAAUAAAUAUUGCAAUAAAUCUGUGCCGCUGACGCUUUAGUAACGGUCUCCCUGACUUUGCGGUUCGAAACAAUUGAUCGACUUACCAUCAAUUGACAUUAUUGAUUUAUGCUUUGAGUGUAAAUAAUUCGCACAAUACAAUAAACACCAAAUUGAGGCUUUGGCUUUGGCUUUCCUCCCUCUUGUCUAACCAAUAACCAAUCAAAUGCAAUGAAAUGAAAUGUUGCCAUCGAUUUGCCAUUGUUUAGAGUUUUAAAACUGGAAUCCGUACUUAAAGCUGACCUAAAACCCAUCUGCAGAUCGAUUUAAAGCUGUCUAGCUUUUCCCCCAUUAUGGACACCGGAAGUGUGGUUAGCGAACCAAUUUCCGCGCAUCAUCGCGCCUUCGCCAAACAGAAAUCUGCCUCCAUGACCAUUCUCAAUCCGAAGGGUUGUGGCAGUGCCGCCAAGUACAGUCUGCACUCGACGGCGGAGAUGACGAACCAGGAGACGACCAGCACCCCCAGUACCUGCUCCACCACAGGUAGGAGGCGCAAAGGUGGCUCCCUGGGCGGCACUCUUUCCUCGCGUUCAACGCGCAGCGAAUCGAAGGAGCUGCGUUCCGCUCUCCAGGAUCGAGAGGCAGUCAUCCAGAAUCUGCGGAUUCAACUGUGUUUGGGAAAGUUGCCCAGACCCACGGGACCACCUUUGGAUGAGUCCGAGAAGCCGGCGGCAGAGCAGAAACUAAACCGACUGAAGGCCGAGGCGGAGAACAAGCGAAUCAAGAUCAAGAAUCUAAAGAGCGCCCUGGAGAAACUCGAUAUAACGGACAACAUAGACAUCCGCAUCCGCCAGGCUGAACUGGAAUAUGCUCUGGGCCGGGAGGAGCUGCAAAUGCUAUCCAUUGUGGAGGAGGCUCGUGCUCUGCAGGCACGCCUGGAAAAGUCCAAACCGGAGGCCCAGACCCUCUACAACAUCAUUAGUUCGGGGGUGUCCCUCAGCCUCCAUGCCGUUCAUGCCACCUCGGGACGUUGGGCAGCUCAGCAGAGGACAGAUCAACCAGGUUUCUAUGUGGAAUGGGCUCUCGAAGGCGAUGGCCUGUACAAGGGUGAUCGCAUUCUGGAAAUCAAUGGACGCCUGGUCACUGGUAAAACCAAGGAGGAGCUACAGAAGCAAGUGGGCAGCUCAGGCAAGUGCCAAAUGGUGGUUCUUCGCAAGAAAUCGGUGCCCAUACCGCAAAAGCAACUCGACCAGGAGAAGGAGAACAACACGAGGCUACAGCAUCGCAUUUCCUAUUUGGAGGAGCAGGUGCGAGAGCUCCAAACGGUCAAGGAGCACCAUUCCCCAAAGCAGCAGCAGCAUCAGGAGCAUUUGCACCAUCAGCAAGCCUCCUCCAAUCAGUCCCAGCAUGUGACCAGCAUUAGUAUCUCCUCACCCCCAUCGACGCCGCCAGAGAAACCGCUAAUCUUCCAGCGGGGCAAUUACAUCACCACCUUGGUGGGUGGCAAACCCAUCGAGCUGAUGGGCGACGAUGUUGGAAGCCAGACGCCGCCUGGUCAUGUGACCAAGACACUGAUCAAGGAGAACACCCACAUCGAUCUGAGGGAACGACUGCCGCACAUGUACUCCAUGCCCUCCAAAUCCCUGUCCGCCUCGAAGAUCUCCAUAAACAGUGACUCGGCCUACAUGCAGCACCAUCGCAGGGAGAAGGAGCGACACAGGGAUCGUCAGCAUAGGGAUCGUCCCAGGGAUCCUCUGCAGCAGCAGCAGCAGCUCCAUCGGGAGCAUCUCAUGAGUGCGCAUGCUCGCAGUGUGGAGCAUCUCAAUCAAUAUAAUGGACUGAACAGUCGCCGGGAGACGCCACGUCAAAGUGAGGCUCAUACCCUGAGGGCCCGCCUGCCCAGCGACAUGAGGAGUGUCAAGUCCCUGGACUUUGAUAGCGAAAACGAAUCAAAGCCACCCACAGAGGCACGCACCACUCGACCCACUCCGCCCAAGAAACCCCUACGCCUGUCCCUCCAAAGAGCUCAGAGUCUGCAGACUGUGGAGCUGCAUCCUUGCACAGAUCUCGAGAGGAAGCGACCCAUGAAGCGGGUCCAUCACAACAACAACAAUAAUAUUAAUAAUAAUAUUAAGGGUGGAGUAUCCCCAACGGAUGAGGGCCAGACCAUGCUCAUUGAGAACUGCAGUCCCAUGCACACAGCUUCCCUAGGCAGGCACAAGCUUAUCUAGGAAACCCAACCAAACUUAGUUUUAAGGAAACUAGCUUAACUCGAUCCUAUAACGGACGAACCAAAAAACAGGCGGACAUGUGCAAAAUUAUAAUUAAUUAAACUAUGAUUAUUUGUAAAUAAACUCUCCUUAAGAGGAGAAUUUAUCCAUUUAUAAAAUAGGGUAUAUAAAAACAAAAGUUUUGUGUACUUACAUUCUGUUAUCAAUAAGUAGGGCUUGGCUAUCAUAUCGUAGUUUUUGCAAAAUAUAUCAAUAAUUGAUCAUUUAUUGUAAUAAUGAUUUUCUUAGCACAAUUUUUAUCACUGUGAAUACACGAAUAAUUUUUCACUUCAUUUAAAUGUGUACUUUAUUUUUGAUUGUUGGA